Molecule: messenger RNA, 714 nt
Organism: Pseudogymnoascus verrucosus
Lineage: Eukaryota; Fungi; Ascomycota; Leotiomycetes; Thelebolales; Thelebolaceae
Exons: 1
Coding region: 1-714 (237 amino acids)
Biological process (GO): proteolysis
Molecular function (GO): aspartic-type endopeptidase activity
Source: RefSeq, a predicted model, not a curated record
AUGGCCCCGCCACGGCGGCCCCCACCAGGUUUCAUGCCCCACAAGUUUGGCCCUCCGCCUCAAAUGCGGCCAUUUCCAGACAGAGGCUUUGAUGACUUCGGUGGCGAAAACCGCUAUGAUAGAGAGUUCAGCAGGCUCCAGCGAGGUCCUCCUCCUCCUCGUCACAGUUCACGCCAUGGCCUAAGAGAUUUUGCUGAUAUGUUUGGGGGCUUGAAUCUCGAUCACCAAGGGAGCAGUAUCGGUUCCAAGGGUGGUAAUGGCAGCCAUGGAAUUGAUCGCGACCGGUCGAGGGACUCUGAAACUCCGGUAACAUUUCCUUUGUCGCCGUCCGGCAAAAAGAUCCAUUGUAUAAUUGACACCGGAGCCUCAAUGACACUCAUAAAGCGGUCUUCUCUGCGACGAUAUUUCCCAGGCAUAUCAGUAACACGUGGCGUGGGGAUAACUAUGUCAGGUAUUAGCGGUAAGGGUGAUUCAACAGAUGAGCGAAUAAUGCUUCCCCUCACCUUUGUUGGAGAAAAUGGGGAGCCGAUUCGGGUGCAGGGCGAGGCAUGGAUUGUUGAGGGGAAGCAUUUGGACACGGAUAUUUUGCUGGGCUUGCCAUUCAUGCGAGACAAUGGGAUGCAUCUCCAGUGGGGUGGUGGAUCAGGUAGCCGUUCUGGAGGUGAUCAUGUUGCCUGUAGAGGGUCAAGAAUACCCAUUAGUAUUGACUCUUAA